Messenger RNA from Paraglomus brasilianum, 345 nucleotides. The record is from the annotation of a GenBank genome assembly. NCBI's taxonomy places the organism in Eukaryota, Fungi, Glomeromycota, Glomeromycetes, Paraglomerales, Paraglomeraceae.
AUGGAGGUCGCCUUUUGGGAUCUGACAACUGUGAAGGACGUCAGCUCAUUUGGCGUCCUCAAUCACGAAAACGAUCAACCUGGAGGUCGCCUUUUGGGAUCUGACAACUGUGAAGGACGUCAGCUCAUUUGGCGUUCUCAAUCACGAAAACGACCGACCUGGAGUAUCCGGCCCCGAGACUUCGAAUACCUGGAAGAAGCAACAAAACGGGCAACUCUAUUUUUAUGGGGGGUUGAAAAGGACGAUCGUAAAGGGUUGAAAAAGACGAUCGUAACGACACGGGAAGGUGAUCCAGCGAUUGGGUCAAAACUACAAGUAUUCGAUGGGUUGGAUAUACGCCUCUGA